This is a messenger RNA of Tyto alba (common barn owl), 2648 nucleotides long. RefSeq names its product carbonic anhydrase 4 (gene CA4). Gene Ontology annotation, molecular function: carbonate dehydratase activity; zinc ion binding. The transcript is spliced from 8 exons. The record is from RefSeq and is a predicted model, not a curated record. The coding region runs from base 114 to 1064 and encodes 316 amino acids. NCBI's taxonomy places the organism in Eukaryota, Metazoa, Chordata, Aves, Strigiformes, Tytonidae. Gene Ontology annotation, cellular component: plasma membrane.
CAGGUCUGUCCAGGACUACUUACUCCAGUAUAAAACUGAGAGCAGAAAUAUGAUCACAUACUAAGAAGUCUAAUCAAUUCUGGUUUCAACACUGAGCCUAUUUAAAAUAGAUAAUGGAAUUGCUGUUCCUUGUUCUGUUCUCUCUGCACAUUCUCAAGACAGAGGCAGUAGUUGGAGGCCACUGGUGCUAUCAAUCACAGAAGCAUGAACAGCCAGCCUGUGAAGAUCCUCGACAAUGGUAUCUAGUAGAUGACACCUGCAAUGGAAACAAACAGUCACCUAUCAAUAUUGUCACCAAAAAUGUCAUUUAUGACAACAGCCUUAAGCCACUGAAUUUUGAAGGGUAUGAUGUGAAGGGGUCUUCAAAAUGGAACAUAGAAAAUAAUGGACAUACAGUUAAAGUAACAUUAAGCACAUCCCCUAAAAUUGGAGGUGGAGGCCUGAGAAGAAAAUACAAGGCAAUAGAAUUUCAUUUGCACUGGGGAGUCAAAGAUGUGCGUCAUUACCUUCCUGGCUCAGAGCACAGCAUAGAUGGAGAAAAACAAGCCAUGGAGCUUCAUGUUGUCCACAUCAGAGAAGAUGUUUUGAACAUAACAGAGGCAAAGAGAAAGGCAGAUGGUGUGGCCGUGUUAGCAUUCUUUAUAAAGGUUGAAGAAGAAAAUAAAAAUUAUGCAACUCUAAUAAAUGAAUUAGAGAAUAUUAAAUACAAAGGGCAAACAGCACAGAUGGAGCCUUUGCCCCUGAGUUCUCUUCUCCCACCCAAGGAAGACCUUGGAAGGUACUAUCGGUAUGAGGGCUCCCUCACCACUCCUGACUGCCAUGAGGGUGUCAUCUGGACAGUAUUUGAGAAGCCAGUUGAAUUAAGUAUUUUCCAGAUUUCUCAAUUUUCAACAGUCCGCUUUGAUACAAAGAACUCAACUCACAUGGUUGAAAAUUUCCGUCCUGUCCAGUUUCUGAACGAACGAAAGGUGUACUGGUCCAGUGCCAGCAUCCUCCUGCCUACUGCUAAGGUUUUAAUGUUGGUCCUGAUGCUUACGUACAUCCUGAGUUCUCUUUUCCAAUGAAUACUUCUUACCUCAUCCAAAGUCCUGGGAUUUUUGGAGGUUUUUUUUUUGUUGCUGUUGGUUCCUUGUAUCAAGUAGUCUCUCUAACUACCAACUCAUGAAUCAUAUCUCAAUACAGAAUUUAACCACUUUCUCCUCCAGACACUAACCAAGGACUUCUGUUGCUGCUCUUAUAUAAAAUCAAAACCAUUGCACUAAACCACAAGAAUUUGAAGGAACUGUGAGAUAAAGCUAUGAAGAUUCAAAUUAAAAAAAAAAAAAAAAAAAACCAACGCAAAUAAAGCAUUAGGGUGGAUUAUCUGCAAGCCUGUAGCUUUAAAACAACAUUGGAAGGACACUUUACAAGCUAUACAGAGGACCUUCAAGAGGAAACUGUUCUUAAGUGCCUAUGAAGGGUUUUGUCUGGAAUAUGUUUACAUUCAAUGCUGCAAAUCAGGAAGAUAGUAACAUGUGGAGUAAUUCUUAUCCCUACAUUGUCCUAGAUGAAGGUACAAUACAGAGCAAAAUAAAAAUGCUCACACACAAUUGAGCAACAUCUGGGUCAUCCUGUCUAGUGAAGGUUAUGUGACAAAACUCAUCUGUACUAAUAUAAUUUCCCCCCCUUCUUCCUUCAGAACAUAUACAUUUAAUUUUUAGCUAAGGACACUGGAUUCCUUUUAUCUAAUCUACUGAUUCUGGAUUUCAGGUUUCUCUAUUAAGUCUAUUUAUUCAGCCUAGUACAGCAUCCUUCUCUAGGAUGUCCACACUUGAGAUGAUGUGCUAAAAAGAAAAAGGGAAGCUCAACCACAUACACCAAUUGCACCUCUGUGGAAAUUCAUUCUCUUUGGAGGGCUGCAUCUGUAACAUGAGACUUCGAUGAUCCUUUACAGCUUUAAUUUGGCUAAUAAAAUGGGACAGUUCAAGAAACGGCUCUUUUUACUUUUUAGUAUCACAUUUUAUAAGCUUUUAAAUUUCAAUUUGAACAUUUCAGUGUGAACAUUUCCCUAUGAAUUGUUUCCUUUUUUUUUUUUUUCCAUAUAACGUCAUUCCUGUAAAAUAUUCACAUAUGGUUAAGAAUCACAGUUUUUUCAAGAAGACUGUGUUUUGAACUGAUUUCUUCAGAUCUUACCCAAUUACAGAAAAGCUCAAUAUAUUAGGAAAUGGGAUUUCCUUAUAUUAUUCCAGUUCUCUCUUUGAGGACAGACAUAACCGUUUUCUUUGGCUAUUGCCAUAUAACAUGUUACAGCUUCUUUUAGAAUUUUAGAUUUUGGUCACACCAAGAUAGGAUUUCAUAAUAGCAGACUUGCAUAUUUUUCUUAGGAUGUUUGUAGAGAUGACUUUAUGCUACAGCUAUAUGGCCAUUUUCAGGAAAAAUAUGAUAGUGGGACUAACCACAGCUCACCAAAGGAGAAAAAGCAGGGGGAGAAAUUAUUUUCAUACUUAAAAAUCAAUAAUAUAAGCUUAAAAAAAAAAACACAUGGGAAAGAAAAUUCACUUUUUUUAUAUUUAGAGGAAUGAUUAGGACUUUAACUGCAUUUUUAGUUAAAUAAAAAACUUUUGAGAAGCAAACAUAAAUGAAAGAUUAAAGGUGAACAGAGACCUAUA